AAACGUUAUGUUCUUUCCAAUAGAAGAAUCCUCAGUUAGCUUACUGUGACGAAACAGGAAAAGGUCUAAAUAAGUGGACUACCAUUACUUUAUUUCGCACAAACAAUAUUGGUGACAUUUUAGUGCCAAAAUUUCUACUUACGUUUAGAAUUUGAAUAAGUAAGUUAAUUUUAUAGCAGCAUUUGAUAUCUUAAAAGGUACCGAUCACUACACAGAUGAAGAAUCACUUUUUUAUGUCCGUUUCUAUUGUUUUAAUUCUUGGUUUACUCUUCAAAGAUUCAAAAGGUGAAUUUUACACAGCCAUUGCAGAAUUGGAAAAGUUAUUGGGUUCUGUUGACAUAGUUGUGAAAGCGUUAGAAGCUUAUCAAGAGAGAGAAGAAGUUAGAUUGGCGAAGGUCAAAUGGUUAUCAGAACAGUUUGGAAAACUCAAAAAAGAAGUGGAUAAAGAUGCUGAAACCUUUUUGUCAAAUCCUAUCAACGCCUUUUUGCUAAUCAAACGAUUGUCAGAUGAUUGGGAAGUUACAACUGAAAUGGCUAAUAAUUCUGACAGUGCCGCUUUGCUUCAUGAUAUAUCGCCAGAAAAAAUAAAUAUUCCUUCUAAAGAUGAUUUGCGUGGUGCCGCGUCUGCUUUAUUAAGGCUCCAGUCAACAUUUUUAUUGAAUACCACAUCAUUAGCAAGAGGAGAAAUUAAAGGGACCAAUUCAUCCAGCGAACUUUCAGCCGGAGACUGUUUGGAAAUGGGAAGACAGGCUCUACAUGAGUUCUACUAUCAGUAUGCUCUUCUUUGGCUGGAAGAAUCCUUGCGGAGAUUGAAAAAAGAAGAUACAUUGAAAACUGCAAACGAGAUAGACAUUCUAGAAUACUUGGCGUUUGCUCAUUUUAGUGUGCAUAAUUACACUAAAGCUUUUGAAAUAACAGAAAAAAUAAUAGAUUUGGAUCCAACUAACCCCAGAGCACCAGGAAAUCUCCUCAUGUAUUGGAAGGCGGGAGAAAAUUAUAAAGAGAAACAAAAAAACCAGAAGGCUGGAAACAAAACUGAAGAUGAAGAAUGGCCCAAAGAUUAUCUCUCUCCAAUUCUUGUCGAAGCAUUUGAAAAGCUAUGCCGGGGAGAAUCUACAAAAACUCUUGAAGAAGAAAGUCGACUGCAUUGCUAUCAGACGGAUAAUGGUAACAGCUACCUUAAACUGAAGCCUGUGAAAAUAGAAGUCUUGCAUUUGAAUCCUCGAAUUCUUAUGUACUACGAUGUUCUGAGAGACGAUGAAGCAGACACUAUUAAAUCAGUAGCACUACCGGUGCUGACCAGAGCAACAGUUGUUAACGGAACGAGUGGUAUAACUGACACUGCUAAUUACAGAAUAAGUAAAAGUGCAUGGCUAUCGGAUUCUGAUCAUCCGGUAAUUUCAAAAUUAAAUCGGAGAGUGGCAGCUCUUUCAAGUUUGGAUGUUAAAUAUGCAGAACCUUUGCAUGCAAUUAAUUAUGGUAUAGGAGGGCAUUAUAAUCCACACAUAGAUUUUGCUCGUGCAGGUGAAAAAAUUUCAUAUCUAGAUGAUUUAGGAAAUCGCUUAGCUACUUGGAUAUUUUAUUUAAGUCAUGUGCCAGCCGGAGGAUCAACUGUGUUCCCACGAAUUGGAGUUGAAGUGAAACCUGUGAAGGGCGCUGCUGCAUUUUGGUAUAAUUUGUACCAAAAUGGAACCGGAAAUGAAUACACGAUACAUGCAGCGUGUCCGGUUUUAACUGGAUCAAAGUGGGUUGCAAAUAAAUGGCUUCAUGAAAAUGGAAAUGAAUUUAAAAGACCUUGUAGUUUAAGCCCCUUCGAAUAAUUUCUUCAUCAUUGAAAAAUGUUGCCAUCCACAAAGACAUUCGACCUGUAAAAACUUUGUAAGACUUUUCACAAAUUUGCAUUCUAAGAAUAAUAAAAAGAGCAAAAUUAUGUAAGAA
Molecule: messenger RNA, 1938 nt
Organism: Parasteatoda tepidariorum (common house spider)
Lineage: Eukaryota; Metazoa; Arthropoda; Arachnida; Araneae; Theridiidae
Product: prolyl 4-hydroxylase subunit alpha-1
Biological process (GO): peptidyl-proline hydroxylation to 4-hydroxy-L-proline
Cellular component (GO): endoplasmic reticulum
Molecular function (GO): protein binding; procollagen-proline 4-dioxygenase activity; L-ascorbic acid binding
Source: RefSeq, a predicted model, not a curated record